This is a messenger RNA of Ostertagia ostertagi, 423 nucleotides long. The record is from the annotation of a GenBank genome assembly. Lineage: Eukaryota; Metazoa; Nematoda; Chromadorea; Rhabditida; Trichostrongylidae.
AUGAGGUCUGUUGUGUUGCUAGCUGCUAUUGUUGUUGGAACUUCAGCCAUAUUGUUCCCGAUGUCAGGUGGCGGAUGUGGUUGUGGCUGCGGUGGUGGAGGCGGCGGCCAGAUCCCUUCACCAUGCAGUGGAGGAGGAGGCGGCGGCUGCGGUUGUGGUGGUCGCAAGAAGAGAGCUGUUGAAGGAGAUGACAAAUGCACCGAUCCCGAGCUACGAAAGCUGAUCCUUGCUGGAAUUCGCUCUGAAGUUGCCGAAUCCCGCAACAACAUCGUAGCUGCAUUGAAAAAGAAGCACGCAGCCACUCGAUACUUGGUCACAUGUGCCCAAGGAGAAACAGUCUUCCAAUCGACAGCCGACGAGUUCUGCACCGCUGGAACUCCUGAGCUGACGUGCCAUGUUGCACGAGCAAUUGACGCCGAAUAG